AUGUCGCCCCAAAAGCUGCAGACGCUUGUACUGCAAAUUCAAGACCCGGGCCCAAACCCACAAAAGGUGGGAAUAAUACUCGAAGAGUUAAGCCUGCCAUUCUCGGUCUCUGUGAUCAAGAAUGAAGGAUCACAACAGAAAGACACCCAGGGAAGUACCUCAAACGGAGGAGCACCUCCAGUCCAGGAUAAGAAUACAGGCAUGAUAAUCCUCAACGACCCCAACAACGACGUAACGCUAUGGGAAUCGCUCGCAAUCGUCGAAUACCUCGUGCACACAUAUGACAAAGAGCAAGAAGCGAACUUGCAAUACGCUCCUCACACGCCGGAUUGGUGGAUGUGCCAACAAUGGCUGGCGUACCAAAUGGGCGCUCAGAGCCCAUUCUUCUCGCUCAAAGCUUGGUUUUCGAAUCAGCAUGAGGAGCAAGUACCCAGCGUUAUGGACAGAUUCGCAGAUGAUGUGGUGAGAAUUGCAAGUAUUCUGGAGCAUUACUUGGAAAAGAGUCGAGGAGACUACUUGGUGGGCGAGAAAUGCACCUUUGCGGACCUCGUUUUUGUGCCAUGGAACAAUAAGAUCGAGGAAGUCAUGGGUAAGGAAGAAGCUUCAAGAAUAUUGGAAAAGUAUCCCCGCUAUCGUGAAUGGCACAAGAGACUGAUGGAACGACCGGCGGUGCAACGWAUCAUGCAAAACAAUGAAAUUAGUACCCAGUAA
Messenger RNA from Ramularia collo-cygni, 711 nucleotides. RefSeq names its product related to theta class glutathione S-transferase. Lineage: Eukaryota; Fungi; Ascomycota; Dothideomycetes; Mycosphaerellales; Mycosphaerellaceae. The record is from RefSeq and is a predicted model, not a curated record. The coding region runs from base 1 to 711 and encodes 236 amino acids. The transcript has 3 exons.